Molecule: messenger RNA, 1208 nt
Organism: Bombyx mandarina (wild silkworm)
Lineage: Eukaryota; Metazoa; Arthropoda; Insecta; Lepidoptera; Bombycidae
Product: N(4)-(Beta-N-acetylglucosaminyl)-L-asparaginase
Biological process (GO): protein deglycosylation
Cellular component (GO): lysosome; cytoplasm
Molecular function (GO): N4-(beta-N-acetylglucosaminyl)-L-asparaginase activity
Source: RefSeq, a predicted model, not a curated record
AAAGAAAUGGAAAUAUGAUAUGGAUAGUCUUAAUAUUUAGAGUAUUUUAGAGUGUAAUCAAGACCAAAAGCAUAGGUUUAAUGUAUGCAUAUCAAAAGUUUUAGCGGAUUAUAAAAUGAACCAAAUAGGAAUAUUUUUAACCUAUGUAUUAGUUUAUUUAACGAAUGUUUGUUCCGAAACAAAUAUUCCCAUAGUAAUUACUACUUGGUCGUUCACAAAUUCAACGGUUAAAGCUUGGGAAGUUCUAAAUAACGGAGGCACGGCAUUAGAUGCCGUAGAGCAGGGCGCAUCGGUCUGUGAAGACCAACAAUGUGAUGGUACUGUAGGAUAUGGUGGAAGUCCGGAUGAAAACGGAGAAACUACAUUAGAUGCUCUUAUUAUGAAUGGGAGAACUAUGAAUAUUGGAGCUGUGGGUGGGUUGAGAAGGAUCAAACAUGCCAUAUCUGUUGCUAGACAUGUAUUGGACCACACAAAACAUUCCUUUUUAGUUGGUGAGCUUGCCACCCAAUUUGCAGUAGAAAUGGGCUUUCAAGAAGAAUCCCUCACUACCUCUGUAUCAAAAAAACUAUGGAUGAAAUGGCAUAAUGAACAUCAUUGUCAACCAAAUUUCUGGCUGAAUGUCAGUCCAGAUCCCACUCGAAACUGUGGUCCAUAUCAGAAACAUGAGUACUCUCAACAUCUACUUAAGAAGAGCCAUCUUAAUGUGGAUCGGUUCAACCAUGACACGAUAGGUAUGGUGGCUAUUGAUCAACAUGGUGAUAUUGCAGCUGGAACUUCAACAAAUGGUGCUAAAUAUAAAAUACCUGGAAGAAUAGGUGAUUCGCCGAUUCCUGGGUCCGGCGCUUAUGCUGACAAUGAUGUAGGCGGUGCUGCGGCGACUGGCGACGGCGAUGUGAUGUUGCGAUUCCUUCCAAGUUUUUUAACAGUAGAAGAAAUGCGCCGAGGCUCUUCACCUACUGAUGCAGCUAAAACAGCAGUUGCGAGAAUAGCGUCCCAUUAUCCGGAUUUUAUGGGAGCAGUUGUUGCACUGAAGAAUGACGGCGAAUACGGAGCGGCAUGCCACGGAAUAAACACGUUCCCUUAUGUUGUAUACGAUAAAAAACAUAGUUCCUAUCAAAUUGUUAACGUAUCUUGUAGUUAAUUAAUAAUAAUUAAAUAUAAUAAUUGUGUUUUAUGAAUAAAUAUAUAUUUACUACUAGCUUUUGCCC